AUGGAACUGUGGCGAAUCGUGUUCUUCUUACCCUUCGUACUUGGAGCUUUAGCUUUGGAUACAGAAUGGUGGAAACACGCGACUAUUUAUCAAAUACUACUGAGAUCAUUUCAAGACAGCGAUAGCGAUGGAAUCGGAGACAUCCGAGGAUUAAUUUCCAGACUGGAUUAUUUGGUCGAGAUUGGAAUAGAUACCGUUUACAUGAUGCCAUUUUAUCCUGCUUCGGGCCACGAUCACGGUUACGAUAUUAAAAAUUACAAAGAAAUAGAUCCUGUCUAUGGAACGAUGGAAGAUUUCAAAGAGUUGAUGAGGGAAAUGGAGUCUAGAGGUUUGAGUUGUUUGACGGAUUUGGUGAUCAAUCAUACCAGCGAUGAGCACGAGUGGUUCCAAAAAUCGAUAAAAAAAAUUCCUCCGUACACAGAUUACUAUGUUUGGGUUAAUGCAAAAGGAUACGAUACUAACAACAAACCUAUUCCACCGAAUAAUUGGUUCAGUAUGUUUGAUAUGAGAAUAGAUGGUAGUGCUUGGACAUGGAACGAUCAAAGAAAUCAAUUCUAUCUGCAUCAAGCGAACGUACAACAGCCAGAUUUAAAUUUAAGAAACGAAUAUGUCAAGUUAGAAAUAAUUGAUAUAAUGACACACUGGUUAGAGAAAGGAGUCUCUGGAUUUCGAGUCGACGCACCCAUGUAUUUUAUGGAAGAUGAACAACUUCGAGAUAAUCUGCCAUUAAGUCCCGGAGCUACAGUUUUCACCAUGUUUUCAGAAUGCGAACGUACUCUCAAUCAUCCAGAUACAUUUAAAUACUUACACGAAUUGAACGUGUUUCUGCAGCGAUAUGAUCGAGAGAAUGCAAAACCAAUACAAACAUUUUUACUGGGAGAAACAUACGGACCAAUCAAUAACGUCAUCAAGUAUUAUGGAACAAAGAAAUCCCCAGCGAUCCAUUUGCCAUUAAAUUUUCUCCUCACAGGUUUAAAAACAUACCUGGAUGCUCGACAACUUAACGAUUUCCUUCACACUUGGCUCGACGCUGUACCUGAAGACAUGCCAUCAAACUGGGCUUUGGGCAACCAUGAUCAAGGCAGAACAGCAAAUCAUUUAGGCGUAGAAUACAGCGCAAUUAUGCUAGCUUUGGGCACCCUGCUGCCAGGAACGUGUUCGCUUUACUACGGAGAAGAGCUCGGCAUGGGGCAGAACAACCUGGUCAAGAAGGAGGACAAAUACAAUAGACUUUUUCAUCGCACACCGAUGCACUGGGACGAUACCACGAAUGCUGGUUUCACCACUGCAACCAAGCCUUGGCUACCGGUGCACCCGAAUUACUGGCGUUACAAUGUUCAAAGCCAAAGAAACACCGAGAACAGCAUGUUGAAUUAUUUCAAAGACUUGAUGACUCUUCGACAAACUCUUACAGCAAUGUAUGGUGAUCUGAAAUUCUAUAUUGUAUCAGAAUGGGUAUUAGCAUUUUCCAGAACUUACCAGGGAAAUAGUUACAUCAUUGUAAUGAAUCUGGGAACAGAAAAUGAACCAAUUGAUUGGCCCACUGAGAUGAAUAAUCUUCCAGCAACAUUGACUGUGGCAGCUUCCAGUCCUAAUUCUUUGUACAGAAAAGGAUUCAAGAUGGAAACAACACCAGCACAGUAUUCUUUGAGGCCUCAUUCUGUUCUUGUACUGAAAUCUGAUACAAUUAUUAUUUCAUCAUAG
This is a messenger RNA of Planococcus citri (citrus mealybug), 1704 nucleotides long. Its product is annotated as maltase 1-like. The record is from RefSeq and is a predicted model, not a curated record. NCBI's taxonomy places the organism in Eukaryota, Metazoa, Arthropoda, Insecta, Hemiptera, Pseudococcidae. Bases 1 to 1704 code for a protein of 567 amino acids. The transcript is spliced from 8 exons. Gene Ontology annotation, biological process: carbohydrate metabolic process.